CAACGAUUAUUAAGCAAAGACUUAUAUACAGCCGAUAAUUUUGUUGCACUGGUUCCUGGCCAUGCACGGUUGCGCCAGUAACCUCUUUGUUAACCGCGUGUUCCAGAUUCAACCGUAAAAUACUAAUUCCCCCGGGUUUUGCUCCAGUAUUAUCAUCUUGCAAAACGGGUGCGAGCACUUUUUGCCGCAAUAGAACCCAUACAUGGGGAUUUUGGAACCCUACCGUGUAUCUUGAGGCUGAGCUGGUUGUUGUUCCUGUGUUUGUUUGCCGUAUCUGUUAGUGGGAUCCUCUUUGUUCCCCAUAUACGUUCUCCGCUCGUGUGUUUAGAGUUUCUGAUGAAGAAUUUUGGGUUUGUUGGGACCUCGCGAAAGCGAUUGAUUUUGGUGUUUCUUUUUGAAUACUAGCGAUAUGGAACAGAUUUCAAUCGACCUUUUGAAGGAUCCAUAUAGUGUGGCCAAGUGGGACCGCCUACUUCAGCAAAGUGUACAGAAGCUAUCCAAGGCGUCGACUGAUCAAUAUCUCCCCACAGUCCGAGCCGUUUUCGAUGCCCUUUUGACGAUUUAUCCGCUACUCGAAAACUACUGGUUGAAGUAUGCUCAUCUUGAAUAUGAACUUGCUAACUUUGUGGAAUCUAAGGCAAUAUACAACCGGGCCCUUCGUUAUGUGAGCUACUCUCCCCGUGUGUGGUUGGCAUACUUGGAGUUCUGUCUUGUCGCUGAUCCUGUGUGUGUGUCGAACUGCUUGCAAUACCUUAAACUCUUCGAACUGGCCCGAAGCUAUGUUGGUUUCCACUAUUUUUCUGCUGACUUCUACAAGUUGUACUUAGAGUUUUUGUCAACCUACAAGAACAUAGAUCCAACUUUGAAUUUCCAACUUAAGUAUGAACGUUUGCUUCGCUACGUGUUGGAGGUACCCAUGUACAAUUACUCACCUUUUUUCACCUCCAUGUUUGACUUGAUCGAUUCUGGAGAACUUACACACACAUCUGAUAAGGGGCUCAGGAAAAACAUCACGGACAUUUAUGUGAUAACCCAGUAUAAGGCGUUCAAGCUCUAUGAUUUUGAGAAAAAAUUGCAUCCAUAUUUUGACUUAAAGCCCAUCGCCAUCAACGAACUCAAAACUUGGGAGAAAUAUAUGGCCUACCUUGAGUUGAACUACCCGCACGAAUAUGUGAUACAGGCGUACGAACGGUCGGUUCUCGCUACCUGUAACUAUAAUGAUCUUUGGUUGAAGUACAUGAACUACUUGACCAAUUUGAACAAACUCGACUCUUUAAACGAGGUUCUCAAACGGGCCAUCUCCCUCCGAAAGUUCAACAAAAAGGAAUUGAUUGAUAGACUUAUUGACUUGAAUCUCUUCAACUCCAACUUCUUGGUGUCAAAGAAUCUUUUGAGCACACAGGUUAGUAUCAACAAACUCACUAGCUUGGAAUGGCUUUUCGGUAAUACUGCUGUUAUUACCAGACUUUUUGAGAGCUCCCAGCCCUGGGAGCUUCUUGUUUACCACCAGCUUGAUAAUGAUACCAAAUUGAAGCUUUUUAAAUCGUGUAAAAAUGAAACAAAAGAGUACCGACAAGUACUUCGAUUUUGGUUGAAGUACAACCCCCAAUAUCGGAACCAGUUUAAGACUAUCACCGAUACUACUGCUAAUGACUUUGAUGAAGAAUUGACUGCAUUUCUCUAGUGUCAGUCGGAUGUAUAUAUUAUCUCAAUCUUCUAAUACACAAUUCAAAAUACUAAUACAAAACCAAAAUCCCAAUGCAACAAACCCGAUGGCUCUGGUAAACUUCCAGCUACUUAGGGGUACGAGCACCAUUAGACAUCCAAUGAGUGCUAUUAGACCCCUGGCUGUAAUCAUAAGGUUUUGGUGGAGGGUAAAUGUUAAAGUUCCACCAAUGAGGAGGGCAUUGUAUCCUAUACCAAUGAGGAUAAGAAGUAAUGGAGUUCCCAAACACGCAUUUAGUCCAAUGAGCAGGUUAUAUUUUAUGGAUAAACUCACAUUUGUAACAAUGUCAUUGAUUGAGUUCAUAAUCGAGAACACCAAAAAUCCAAGCAAAUAAUCACUGAUUUUCAAAAUAAGUCCAUAGUUCUUGACUAUCCUCAAUAACACUACUGAUAUAUUGGAAACUAUUAGUGCUGAGUUCACAAUUCCUAUAGCGUUCAUUAGAAAGGGCAAGUCAUAUUUUAAUUUCAACCCGAGUAUGAGCAAAAGCACUAAUGCCAGCACUGCUACUGUAGCCGCAUACGGAAACUUCAAAUACAUUAACACUCCGGUGAUGGUGAAAUAGUACAAUAGUGAGGUGGGCUGUCCAAGUGGAAUCACAAUAUUAAUGGCCUGAUUGAUCCAAUGCACAAUAAAAUGUGACAACUCAAGCCAAAACGGUAUAGCCGUACUGUUUAUUUCAUCUUGUCUUUCCAAAUCUUCUAACUCUUCAUCAAUAUUGAGAGGUAUAAGUUCUUCGUCAGCUUGUUUAUUUGUACCAAACAAGUAUACCAAAUGGGCAAUAUAAACCCCAGCCAUGACACAAUUUUCAAAACGAGUGAUCUUACCGUCUUGCAAUAUCCAAUUGAAUAUCACAAACACCGUCAACAACCAUGCCAAGUCGACUAGAACCGACUUAUCAUUUCUUACCGAAACUGGCUUAAUAACACAUAUAAGGCCUAUUAUAAGCCCACAUAUAAUUAGAUUGGAUCCAAUGAGUUGUCCUAGCACCAACUCAGAGCUUAUCUUUAGUCCAUUAUGGUAGUUGGUGAUAUCGCCUAGGGAGUUGAUAAGGGGAAUGAUUAUGAAAUAUAGGAACUUAGGGUUGAUGUGUACACUGUCGGUAAUCUUGUGAAGGUUCUCAAACAUAUAGUUACUGAUGACUAGGCUUAGCACCAAGAUUAAAGUAGCAAUGAUAAGGAUAAACCCUAAACUGUAGAGAAUGAACAGCGUCGUACUUGGAGAGCUACAGUAAUACUGCUGAGCAACUCGGAAGUAUUCUGAACAUUGCAGAACUGACUCACACGUAUAGGUGUUUAGCACACAGGUGUCUGCCAGUUCUAAUGGUACCA
Yamadazyma tenuis ATCC 10573 is the source of this 3054-nucleotide messenger RNA. RefSeq names its product mRNA splicing protein (gene PRP42). Gene Ontology annotation, biological process: mRNA 5'-splice site recognition; RNA processing. Gene Ontology annotation, cellular component: U1 snRNP; commitment complex; U2-type prespliceosome. The record is from RefSeq and is a predicted model, not a curated record. Gene Ontology annotation, molecular function: pre-mRNA 5'-splice site binding; protein binding. Lineage: Eukaryota; Fungi; Ascomycota; Pichiomycetes; Serinales; Debaryomycetaceae.